Messenger RNA from Penicillium macrosclerotiorum, 654 nucleotides. RefSeq lists its product as uncharacterized. The record is from RefSeq and is a predicted model, not a curated record. Bases 1 to 654 code for a protein of 217 amino acids. The transcript is spliced from 2 exons. NCBI's taxonomy places the organism in Eukaryota, Fungi, Ascomycota, Eurotiomycetes, Eurotiales, Aspergillaceae.
AUGACUGUCUACGACCUAAUCAUAGAGGAUGCUCAACAACACACCCAGGAGUACCCUGGCUUUCAUCGUGAAGCACUACUAUUAUACAGCAUUGCCAGCCCAGAGGAUACCCGACGGGAUGUGAUUGAAGGGUUGAAGCCACUUUCCACCUUGAAGCUCGAUGAUUCGUGGGCACGCGCUACGCUCGCACUUGACCGACAAGACUGGAAUCCUGGAACGCCGGUUGGUCUCAUUUUGGAUCCGCGUGGUCUAUCGAAAGCUGCAAAAAAGGAAAUCACCGACAAGUUCCUAACAUACCGUGAGAAGCCGGUGUUCGACAAUAGCAAGCUCCAAAAUUGUCCACCACCAAAUGUCACCCUUACCGAUGAAUGGGUGGAAAUCGUGUGUGGACAAGUCCCGAACAGAGAGAGAGGACAGAGAUGGGCCCUCGACCUCAACACCCAAGGUGACAUCUCAGCUGACCGAGUGCCAGUUGAACCAGCACCACUGAAACGAGCGCAUGGGCUCCUCUCCUUCCUGAUCUACAAAAGUUAUUUCGUACUUUGUGGAACAGAACUGAGAAGGAGGCUUGCCGACGCCCUUAAUCGGGAUUACAAAGAAGAUCCUUGGUUUUACGUAUCUAUCUCUCUCAAAGCUACAUCAAAGCUACAUUGA